AUGGGACUACUUACCAUUAUUAAGAAACAAAAGAGAAAAGAUAAAGAAAUCAGGGUUUUGACCUUGGGGCUUGACAAUGCUGGGAAAACCACUAUAAUCAAGCGGAUGCUCAGGCAAGAUAAUUCUUUGAUUGCGCCUACUAUGGGGUUUGAAAUCAAUACUUUGGUCUAUGGUGAUCACAUGUUGAAUAUUUGGGAUAUUGGUGGGCAAACUACAUUGAGGGCCUUUUGGGGAAACUAUUUUGACAAGACGGAUGUGGUGAUUUGGGUUGUAGAUGGGUUGAGUAUUGAGAGGUUAGAUGAAAGUUUUAAGGAAUUAUAUGAGAAAAUUAUCCUACAACAGGAUAGGUUAAUGGGAUUGUAUUUGUGCAUUGUUGUUAACAAGAUAGACUUGAUAGACGGUGAGGCUGAGAGACAAAAGGUAGGAAAAGAGGUGGAGAAAGUGUUGGGAUUAGACGAUAGUAACAAGAUAGAUAGUGAUCACUGGUGCAUAACUUUGGUCAGUGGCAAAACAGGAGAGGGUAUUGACAAUGUGUUGGACUGGAUCGUCACCAGAGACUAUUAA
This is a messenger RNA of Lodderomyces elongisporus, 564 nucleotides long. Its product is annotated as Arf family GTPase. Gene Ontology annotation, cellular component: microtubule cytoskeleton; cytoplasm. Gene Ontology annotation, biological process: protein folding. The coding region runs from base 1 to 564 and encodes 187 amino acids. The record is from RefSeq and is a predicted model, not a curated record. The transcript has a single exon. Gene Ontology annotation, molecular function: GTP binding; GTPase activity. NCBI's taxonomy places the organism in Eukaryota, Fungi, Ascomycota, Pichiomycetes, Serinales, Debaryomycetaceae.